Messenger RNA from Peniophora sp. CBMAI 1063, 990 nucleotides. The record is from the annotation of a GenBank genome assembly. NCBI's taxonomy places the organism in Eukaryota, Fungi, Basidiomycota, Agaricomycetes, Russulales, Peniophoraceae.
AUGUUCUCCCGCGCAGCAACUCGCUCGCUCGCUUCCAGCGCCGGUCGCCGGGCGUUCUCGCAGACGUCGAGGGCGCAGAGUUACGAGGACACUAUCAAGAACCUGCUUAUCCACAAGGACACCAAGGUUCUCUGCCAGGGCUUCACAGGAAAGACGGGUACCUUCCACUGUAAAGAGGCUCUCGCAUAUGGCACGAACAUGGUCGGCGGUGUCUCCCCCAAGAAGGCCGGCCAGACUCACCUCGGUCUCCCCGUCUUUGGCUCCGUAAAGGAGGCCGUUCACCACACGCAGCCCGACGCGACGGUGCUGUACGUCCCCCCGCCGAGCGCCGCAGACGCCAUCAUCGAGGCCAUCGAGAACGAGAUUGGCCUCAUUGUUUGCAUUACUGAGGGUAUCCCCCAAGCCGACGAGAUUCGCGUCGUCAACGCGCUCAAGAGCCAGAGCAAGUCGCGUCUCGUCGGCCCCAACUGCCCCGGUAUCAUCAACCCGCUCGGCUGCAAGAUGGGCAUCCAGCCCGGACACAUCCACAAGCCCGGAAAGAUUGGUAUUGUCUCGCGUUCCGGCACGCUCACCUACGAGGCCGUCGCGCAGACAACCGACGUCGGCCUUGGCCAGUCGCUUUGCGUUGGUAUCGGCGGUGACCCCUUCCCUGGCACCCAACACGUCGACGUGAUCAAGGUCUUCCUCGAGGACCCGAACACGGAGGGUAUUGUCAUCAUUGGCGAGAUCGGCGGUUCGAUGGAGGAGGAGGCUGCCGAGUACUUGCAAAAGUACAACACGUCCAAGAAGCCCGUCGUCGGCUUCAUCGCUGGCCGCACCGCUCCUCCCGGCCGUCGCAUGGGCCACGCUGGUGCCAUCAUCUCCGGCGGCAAGGGCGCUGCAAAGGACAAGGUCGCCGCGCUCGAGGCUGCCGGUGCCAUCGUCACGGACUCCCCGGCGAAGAUCGGCAUUGAGAUGAUGAAGGCGAUGAAGGCUGCUGGCCUUGCAUAG